Messenger RNA from Rhodofomes roseus, 1409 nucleotides. RefSeq lists its product as uncharacterized. The record is from RefSeq and is a predicted model, not a curated record. The coding region runs from base 176 to 1327 and encodes 383 amino acids. NCBI's taxonomy places the organism in Eukaryota, Fungi, Basidiomycota, Agaricomycetes, Polyporales, Fomitopsidaceae. The transcript is spliced from 6 exons. Gene Ontology annotation, molecular function: protein binding.
CCAGUCAGCGAGUCUUGGAACACGAUGCAGACGAGUCUACAAGCAGGUACCUGGCAGGCUGCGGCAAAAGCUUCGAAAUUCAGGACUCGACAGACCUAUUGAGGCUUUCGAUUCGAGUAGUCCGGUGUAUCCUUCAACUCUCAGCGCUGUUGCAGACCGCGCGCCCAUCACUCCCAUGUCGAAGAAGAGAGUCCCGAGGCGGCCGGCGCAGGACGCUAUGUCAAGUCGGGCUCAGAGACUUCCGACGGAACUCCUCAUACUGAUUCUCGCGAACAUCGACUCACUUCCCGCUCUAGCGAGCGCUAGCAGCGUGUGUCGCGCCUUUCAAACAGAGGUCGAUUCGCGCCUGUACCGUGAAGUGUACAUCUGCGUCGGGCUACCUCGUCAACUUCGCAGCCUCUACGAUGCGCUCACCUCGCAACCUCACCGUGCGCUUCUCGUACAUGUCCUUCGAGUCCGAGACAACAGACACACGAAUUCCAAUUGUACAGCCAUGCUGAACAAGCUUCUCCCGACGCUCGUGCACCUUACGGACCUUCGGCUCGACUUGGAGUAUUGCUGCUCGCAGCCGGCAGUGUAUGAUGGCAUCCUCCGGACCCUGAAUAAAUGCACCUUUAGCCUGUCGUCCUUUGAAUGUCGAACGACACAAAACGAGGAUCUCAAGCUAUUCCUGGAGAGGCAGACGCGUAUCGAGUCCUUGAUCGCGAAGCCUGGCACGAUUCUCGACCGGCCAGAAUGGAGACUUGCAUACGGCGCGCUUCCUCGACUAAAGUGGCUACACUCCUACGACGAUUUCUUCGUUGACAACAUGCACGCCAGUCCCCGCAUGAUCACCCAUCUCGAUUGGUCCUCUGCCCAUGUCACCGACAUGGGUCGGGUGCUGCAGCCUCUCGGCAGAAAGCUCGUCGACUUCGCUUACCGUAGGUCCCUCGGGCGCAACCCGAGUUUCAUCGAGCACCCUUCGGCCAUGUUCCGUACCUGUGAGCUCCCGAAGCUCAAGCACUUCAAGGUAGUCGACCAGAUAGACGAACCCGCGCCAUGCCUUGCACAGGUCUCCAACAUGGAGUACAUGUCACGUCCAGACGUGAAGCUCGAGACGUUCACGUGGGUCACUCUAUGGCCCAUCCGCAGACGCAAGAGUACACGUCUGGCUCUCUUCCGUGGUUACAUCGAGGCCAUCCUAGCCGCCUGCCGAUCAUUGCGUCGAUUUUACUACGUCGAACGCGAUGACUUGGGGCUGCAUUUCAUCGUCUCGUUCACGUUAGCAGAAGACGGUCAUUUCAUUGAACAAGACGAAGCAAGAUUGCCGGUCUGGUCUGAGGUUUGAAAGAAUGAGAGUUGACCCAAUGAUGAGCGGGAGUCGUCACACUCUAUGAAGCGGCAUGUAGAUAGGUUGAAUGACCUGUGCC